ACUACUCGGCUCUAAGCUCAAUUCCGCACUACCGAACUCCGGUUGUUUGCUCGCGUUUUAUUUCGUCUGCGCGAACGUGAGAAAUUGAUACUGCCGGAAAUGUAGAUUUAUAUGAAUAGCAGAAUAAAGAAGAUAGCUUCUUUUCGUUUUCCGUACACGAGAGCCGCGAGCAGAUAAGGCGAAUGAUACACUCUAUUGUAGCUUCGGCAAGCGUGCGAUGUGCGGCGGUGGUGAAUGAAAAAUCGAUUUUUGUUGAAGCAUGCCUUUUUCCAGUGAGAUAUUGAAUUGAGUAGUGAAGGCACACAAGAAGUACACCCAUUUUACUGUGAUUUUCCGAGAAUUCAAGUGGCAACGUGAAGUGAGCAGUGUUUUAUGCCGCCUGGUGGCCAGUGUGAAAGUGUUCUUGCGUGGUGGUGAAGAAAGCCCGAACCGCCCAAAAAAUUACUGUGUGCAUACGAAAAAAAAAAAAUCAAAAGUAGAACGUUGAGAAAUUAAAGUGCAAGCGUGCAGCGACAAUUUGCAUCCAAUCAGUGGGGCAACAUUUUUUACCGAAUUUCACCCCGGCGAACAACAAUCAUAACUCAAGAGUCCCUUCAGCUUUGGUAGCUACAGCAGCAGCCCACGAAAGGGAAGUCGAACUUGGCCCCCAUCCGGCGGAGGAAUCAACGCAGCACCAGAGUGAGCAAAGAAAAAUGGAUGGACGAAGGCGGCAUCGAUGAGAAACCAAUCUGUGAUAAUGUCACAUCCGUGCAACCUUAUAGAGAUUAGUAUUAAAGUAGUGUACCUGAAUAGUGUGAUAGAAAUGGAUAUGUAGAGUGUUUUCGGCCAACCAGGCAACCCAUCCCAAAUAAUAAUGAACAGAUCGAACAACGUAUGGUGGACAGCCAAGGAUCUCAUGCAUAAUAAUAAGACGCACACCAGUUGGUACCCCUGCCCGACACUGUGCAUCGUGUUAUGCAGCAAACGAGUCACCUCCAAGGGCCACCGCAACAAGAAUGAACCAGGUUCAGAGUGAUCUAGUAAAGUCAGCAGUAACCGCAAAAACAGCAACCGCAAUCAAACAAUCGAGCCACAUCAACGGCACUAGCGGCAAAACCGCAAUUGCCAACAACAUCAACAUCAACAACAACAACAACAAUAACCAUAUCAACGCUUCAGCAACUACCACGAUCAAUAACAAUAACCUCGACAGCAAGAACAAGAACCAAAACCCUUCGAGUCAGGUGAACAGCCCGAACAGUGUUAUUCAUAUGACAAACGUCAGUGUGCCACAGAAGCUUCUGGUCCCGAAUGGGAAAUCGCAGGCACCGGCAGCGCCCUCUGCACCGGAUGCACGGGCAAAGCAGGUCCUAAAGGAGGCAGUUGAUGCCGUUGUAAAUAGUUUCGCCAAACACACCCAAGGAUAUGGUAGAGUAAAUGUCGUCGAAGCGCUACAGGAGUUCUGGCAGAUGAAAGCAGCGCGGGGAGCAGAGCUAAAGAAUGGCGCACUUGUGAUAUACGAAUCCAUCCCUUCGACCAGCCAACCCUACGUGUGCUACGUAACCCUACCCGGUGGUAGCUGUUUCGGAAGUUUUCAGAAUUGCCCCACGAAAGCCGAGGCUCGACGAAGUUCCGCCAAGAUAGCUUUAAUGAAUUCCGUCUUCAACGAACACCCGUCCCGUCGGAUUAGUGACGACUUCAUCGAAAAGGCAGUCCAGGAGGCCCGCGCGUCGUUCAAAGGCGAAAACCAAGAGGAAGAUGGACCGGACACGGGAAUCGGAGCGUUUAGAUUCAUGCUGGAAACUAACAAAGGUCGAACGAUGCUCGAGUUCCAGGAGUUGAUGACGGUGUUCCAGCUGCUGCACUGGAACGGGUCACUCAAGGCGAUGCGCGAGAGGCAAUGCUCCCGACAGGAGGUGGUAGCCCAUUACUCGAACCGCUCGCUGGAUGACGAAAUGCGUCAGCAAAUGGCUCUCGAUUGGAUCGAACGGGAACACGAAAAUCCUGGACUGCUCAGCAGAGAGCUGGCGAUUGCCGAAAGAGAACUAGAGACUGCUCGGUUGGCUGGACGAGAGCUGCGAUUCCCCAAGGAGAAAAAGGACAUCCUCCAGAUGGCUCACAAUCAACUCAACGGCGGCAGCAAUAUCAAUAGUUGAACAUCGAUUUGUGAUGGGCGCUAGUUUUUAAGGAUCGGUAGCAUCAAAACAAACAACAAGUUCAUAUUCCAAGAAGUGCAUCUCCUGUUAUGAUUACUCUGCGCGUGUAGCAUUGACAUUGGUCUCGUACUUGCUUCUUUUUGGAAUCCUAACGUGUGAAAAUUCCUUAUUAAUUUAAUGGAUUUGUUUUUAUGCAUUAAUGAUUACGUUUUUUGUUUGAUAUAUAGUUUUAUAUUAGAGACGAACAAAUCAUGCAGCAAGGUUUUAUUUGCAAAUAACUUAUAAUCGAUAAACGGACAACCAGAACAUAAGCUCAAGUAAAUGUGAUUCUUAUCUCCAUACUAAUCAUAGCACUUACGAGUAACAUUCCAUAGCCGGUAUUCUGUGAACAGUGUGAGUUUUUUUUUUCUUUUAAUUUGGUGGUGGUGAUUUUUUGUUUACUAGUUGACUACUUUUACAUUCUAAUCUUUUAACCUUCCACAGAGCUACUGAUAGUUUCACUACAAUUACGAUUAAACACCGCACCUACGAAUUAUUCCCAUCUUAUACUGAUAGAACGAAUACAAUAGUUUAACAUAGCAAGUAACACAGCAUUAAUACAAUAGAACCCGGACUCGGACAAAUGUACAUACACACCCAACAACGAUUCAGAAUCCGUUCAUUGUCGAUCUUAACACCGUUCAAUUUCGCCUUUUACUCUUUUAAGCGUGCAAAAUCGUUUCUUUUCUUUUUGUUUUUUUUUCCAAAAUUUCAUUAAAGAGCAAAUCCCACAGCCAAGCUGAUCAAAUGCAAACGAACAUACAACCUGGAGGCAAAUGAAUUUUUCGAUGCGAGAAAAAUCUAUUUAUUCAAACAAAAAUGUGAUUUUAAUUGAGGAGCAAAAAUUUAGUUAGAAAAAUUGGUGAUUUUGAAAAAUCGAAAAUUUUAAUUUAUAUUUAUAAUAAAAUGCAAAGGCAACAGCUGCAAAUAUUUACACCUAAAAGUAAUUAAUCUAGAAAAUGUUUUUUAACCGUAACUACAGAAAUGAAUCCUUUCGGCCAAAUUUAAUCUUAAAAUUUAGACGAAAAUUGUGAUGUAUGCGUAAAAUUAAAUUUUUAUAUAUUUUAUAUUUUUAGCGGAUGACCAAGCGACAUUUUUAAUACUUUUAACAGCUAGAGGUAAUAACUGAAUGCGAAUCAUAUUGAUAACAGAAAAUAAUAAACGAGAAACGAUGCUGGCAGGGGGAGGGAACGCUACGAACCAAGCUGACGAUGUAUUACCAUUAAAUAAUAAACAGAAAGUGGCGGAAAACCGUAGCAUAUGUCGCCCUGCCAACAACGCCUAUCAAAAAAGUGUAAAGAUGCAGUUUUAGCAGAAAAAAGCGUGAAUAAAUAGUUUCGUUUUAAAUAAAA
Molecule: messenger RNA, 3526 nt
Organism: Ochlerotatus camptorhynchus
Lineage: Eukaryota; Metazoa; Arthropoda; Insecta; Diptera; Culicidae
Gene: lft
Product: lowfat
Exons: 5
Coding region: 996-2135 (379 amino acids)
Biological process (GO): autophagosome maturation
Cellular component (GO): cytoplasm
Source: RefSeq, a predicted model, not a curated record